This is a messenger RNA of Porites evermanni, 10462 nucleotides long. The record is from the annotation of a GenBank genome assembly. Lineage: Eukaryota; Metazoa; Cnidaria; Anthozoa; Scleractinia; Poritidae.
AUGGGCUCAACAAUAUCGUCAUUAGGCACAUCAGCAGGUAGGAAAAGAAAACACUCUGAAUGCGAAGAUGAGGAUGGAAGUCAGACUGACGAGGAGGCAGUGGUAGAUGUAGUGAAGAGGUGAAUGUUCCUAUGUUACCUUCACAGAUUGUAGCCAAAGAAAGAGCUAAUAUUUUUCCAAAGAGUGCAUACUUUGCUAAACUUUAGAACAUCUGCCAUGUUAUAUACAGUUUGAGAAGCUGCGUUGGCAGUCGUCAAAUAACUUACGUAACAUCAUACACAUUUCGCGGGGAAAGCAGUUAAGGCAGCGCAAAAUUUUGGCUGUUUUCCCAGGCUAACGCUUAACUAUUUUUGCACAUACAGCAAAAUGUUUGGUACCCUGGAAAUACAUUUAGAGACCAUGUGUUGUCAUAGAUAUAAAGGAAGUUUGAGGGAGCACGGGUUAAAAUUAAAAUGUUGGGCUAGGGAAGGCCUAUGUGUGGGUAGUUUGUCAUAACCUUAUUUGAGGCCCUGCCAGGGUAAAUUCCGACAAGCGACACGACCCAAAAAGUAGCGACAGAGCGUAAAAUGAAAUCGCGACAAGAGACAACCUCCCUCAGCCAAAUUGAGACAGUGAUGGAAAAGCCAAGAAUAAGCGACAAAGAACGGUGGUUUGGCUUAUUUAUCACCAGUCUAAAUGCUGAGAAAUAGUAAUUUUCAUCAGUUUUCUCAACGCUUUUUUAAUAUGUUUUCAUUAUCAAAACUUUGUUUAAAUCCAAAUUGUACAACUGACAUAGUUAUCCAGUAGCCUGUGAAAACAGCUGUUUCUGGUCGCGCGUUGCUGCUGAGGAUGUUUAGCGAGGAGGAAAUGUCUGUGACUCAGUGUCAGAAAUUCCAUACUGACGACAUAAAAUCUGUCCGGAAUCCGGUCAGAAGCGCUGAUUGGUCAACGGAGUAGAACACAUUGUUUUAGUGAUUGGUUGAGAAUGGCAGACAAAAGGCUACAUAGGUCAAAUGUAAAUGCAAUGAAUCUAUAACAAAACAGUCAAUAUUUCUGGAAUAUAUUCUUCUCUAGAUGAAGCAUUUCACUUUUGCUGGAGCUCAUUCACAGAUGAAUACAACACUUACCAAAAUUGACCAGGAGAAACGUAAAAUCGAACAUAUUGCAUUUGAAACGCCAUGACUACCAGAUUUAUUAUGCAAGCAUUGAUUAAUGUCAUCAGUGUGCAAUUUCUGUUGCUGAGUUGCAGACCUUCCUCCUGGCAAAACGUCCCCAGCGGCAAGGAGCAAGGAGAAACGGCUGUUUUUGCUGGCUACUUUUCUAGUUAAUUUCUGUAAAAUUAGACUACUCUCAUUUCCUAAGAGUGAAUAUGGGUGGUUAUCUCUCUAAUGUGACUGUUAAACUUUCAGAAAAAAAUUGAAAGGCACUUGUGACUAUAUUUAUCAGACCCUCUUCCUUGAUGGAGAAGGAAGCGAUGUUACAAUACAUGCUCUAGGUAAGUAUAUAAGGCCUCACUUGAAUCAAAUUUAAUUCAAAACACGCAAACUUAAAAAGUAGACUGCAACUAUCAAAGAAUGAUGAUUGUGAUAAGUUUAGAUGCCAGCUAGUAAUUUGUGAAUAAAAAAUGAUCCUUGAGUGGAGCCUUUAGAAACUGAUAAAUUUUUAUUAUUACUGAAUACAGUCUGUCUGGUAAUACACUAAAAUGCUGCUCUCUCAUUUAGCUUGUAUUAAAAUGAAUUCAAUUUAUGACAUUGUAAAGCUUAUUAACCCUUUAAGUCCUGAUAGUGACCAACAUCAAUUUUCUCCUAACAAUAUCCAUAUGUUGUCAAGAGAAAUGAUUAUGAGAGUUGAUAAAAUGAUCACCAAAGAAAAAAUGCUUUGAUCUGCUAUCAAACUCUCUCAACUAUUUUUUUAAGGAAAUGUAUGAAGGUCAGUAUGGAGAAUUUAUAUGUGGAUAUUGGGGCUUAAAGGGUUAAAAACCAGUAAAUUCAAAAUUCGUUUUGAUCAGCACCGCUAUAGAUUGUUUCAAUGCCCUUUUUUAUUCCGAUUACAAGCCCCUCUGUGUACAAGCCUUCUUAAAACCUUCACAGCGGUCAAACGAGUGAAAUUUGCAAAAGUUAAGCGAAAUACUUCAAAGUUAAGGUUGCUACUUUCACUAUCGAAAGUAAUUAAGGUAUUACCAACAUCCUGUUAGUUUACUAAACGUUUUUAAAGUUUACUAAAAAAGUUCUAAGUGAUUGAAAACCGAUGCUGACGUUAUUAUCGGCGCCAUUUUCAAACAUAAUUCUCUUUUAGCGCGAAGCGUUGUCAGCGAAAAAAGCUCAAAAUUUUGAGAAAAAUGGAAAGAUAGUUAUGUUGACUAACAGAUUUAUACAUCUUCGCCCAUUUUUCUCUAACUGGUAAAUGAAAUCCCAGCAGUAGAAAACAAAAAUAACGAUUUAGACGUUUGACCGCGGUGGUCUUAAAACCCCUUAUGAAGAUGUACAUGUAUAAGCCUGAGGGUCAUAAGUGGCAGUUUAUGGUAUAGGUAGGUAGGUAGGUAGCAACUUUAUUUAAUGAGUGUAACACAUGACAGUAAACACUGAUGAACUACUGGCCCUCAAUCGUAAUUAAAAAAUUUAGAACUGAUAAAAAUGGACAUGACGAAUAAAAAUUUAAAAAUACUACAAGAUACAAUCCUAAAUCACGAUAGUAAAAACUACUAACUAAAGAUAAACAAAGCGAAUUUAAAAAUACUAUAAGGUAAGAAAAAGAGAUAUGUACGUUAGAAUUUAAAAAUAUGAAAACAUAUAUACACAUAAGAACUAGGCUAAAAAAUAUUUUUUAAGAGCGUUCUUAAAUGUGCCAGCUGUGUCCUUCUUUCGCAUGUCAAGAGGAAUCCUAUUUCAGGAACUUUAAGAGUACCCUUCCCUUCCGUUUCUCUAUUUUAAAAAGGACAUACCAAAUUAAACCUUGUUGUACAUUAUGGGGUAUGCAAAAGUACUGAGUUUCAAUUUAAAUGGCCACACUUUAAAGUUCAUAAAAUUUGUUAGACUGGAAACUUUGUUAGUUUCAUCUGUUUUUGUUAACUCUGUACUGCAUAUCCUUAUUUCUAUGUUAAAGGAAAAGAGUGGAAACUUCACAGAAUCUAUAUGUGCCAGGUAUGUUUCAAAUAAUAAGUGAGGCCAUGCCCGUAAAAUCUCCUUCCCCUGUUUUUUUUCUUUAACAUCUCAUUUUAUAUGUCAUCAGUAAUGUAAUAUACUUUAUUAAUUUACUUUAAUUUUGAAGAAAAAAAAGGCAAAAUGCAGAAGCUGCUGUUAAAGCAUUUCCAUUGACUGGCCAUCCCAUUUUUUCUAAAUGAAUUGAAAGAAAACAGAUAAUUAUGUAAAAUACUUGUUUUCAUAACAAAGUGAAUGUUUCUGAACUCUGCAUUUCCUGCUGGGUGUCAGACGUUGUGAACAUGCUCUUUUCUGCACUCCAUGGUGAUUUUUGUUUGGGAGUCUUUCCACAACAGUGAUGCUUUUUCAGUUAAGUUGGCGAGCAAACAGCACAUUCUCGUAGUUAUUUUCUACUGCUUGCAUCUCAAUUUUUGCCUGAAGUCCAUGGCACUGGAAUUCACAAACAACCUCCUGGUUUUUUAGGUAGGGUAAAUUACGGCUUAAGGAAAUGUGCAAGCUGACACUUGUACUUACAGUGGAACCUGGAUAUAACAAACCUCUAUAUAACAAAUAAGUCCUCUGUAUAGCUAACUGUAUUUUUAAUCCCAGUAAUAGUAAAAUAUAUGGAAAAGAACCUUGAUUUAACGAAACCUCAUUAUAGUGAACAUAUUUUGCCUGUCCCUUUGCCCUUUGUUAUAUCAAGGUUCCACUGUACUAUAUAUUGAGUUACCUUAUGUGGCCCUUUUGAACUUGAAGCUCUCUUUUUUUGUCAUAGUCUGCAUACUUUCAAAGUAUGUUCAAUGGAUCAUGGAAGGAAUCUACUGCAGACCAUAUUACAAUGGAAAUUCCAGAUGAAAAUAUUGAUGUUGAAGGUAAUAUUACUCAAGAAAUAACUGUGUGAAUUAUCUUUUCUACAUCUCUAGACUAAAUCCUUCUUUACCGGCAGCUUUUGCAUCUGCAAACACCUAACUGCGGGAAUUGACAAAACUAAAGCUACCCUCCUACAUCAUGUAUGCCAGCUCUGCCAGAUAUGGCACAAAUACCCCCGCCUCCUAUAUGGGUCACCCGUUCUCCUCAAUAAAAUUGAAUUUGGUGCAUUCCUGUACCUUAGUUUGGAAUUCAUUUGAUCAUAGUUAGUUUCUUUGGCAUUGUUUUUACACAUCUCAUUACUUAAAGACUAUUUUAGGGAAAAUAUAGCAAAUUUUGCUAAUUUGUUUCUCAUGUAAGACUUCAUAUAAUUUCCUGUGCCAAACCCUGACAUUACAAUUUAGGGACUGGGUUGAUUUGUGUGAAUGGAGGGUGGGGUGGUUGAUGUUGGGGGUUAUUGCUGAAGAGACAGUCUUCAAGGUUUAGAUCUCUAGGGGUUGGAAUCUCUGUACAUGUAGAUGCAACCAACACUACCUGGUGGCACUGUGUAUUUUGAUGUUUAUCUCAACAGCACUGAACACAGCAUUUGGCUCUCUGUACUGUGAUGAAGUUAUGGUUUCUCCCGUUAAAGUGGUUCCUCUUCUGGCUGCAGCAAACUUACUCCAGUUGGUCAGUACAAUGUACAAUCCACAUUUUAAACCCUUUGAGUCCCAGGAGUGACCAACAUCAAAAAAAUUUCCUCCAACAAUAUCAGUACAUAAUCAAGUAGAAAGGUUAUGAGAAUUGCAAAAUGAUCUCUAGAGGGGAAGUGCUUGAUUUCAAAACAAAUUCUCUCAUCUAAAGGAAUGUAUGGAGAUCAUUGUGGAGAAUUUGUCUGUCGGUAUUGGGGCUUAAAAAGGUUUAGUCUCAAAUUUUGCCACCUGCGCUGAAUUUUUGUGGUAGGAUCCAUACAACUAAAAUUUCCAGAGGUCUCAGCUUCGCCGUUUUCUAACUGCAACGUUUUGACAGAAAAAAUAACUGUCUUUAAGAUGACUGUUUUUCUUGGUUGGAAUGGAAAUUCUCCACAGGAAGGGAUAAAGGAAGCUAGACUGACCCAUUCCAUUUGCCUCCAGAAAAUUGACUGUAUACCUCUUGUUGAUUUUUUAUCAUUUUUUGUUAGAAACAAAGUUGCAUUAGACAGAAACAGGAAAAGGAGAAAAAGUGGAGUAUGUGAAAAGUAAAAAGAUUGAGAGUACUUGUCCACACUGAUGCGUUUGCAUUUUCGUUGUCAUUCAAACGCAUCGAUCUAUUCGCGUCCACACUACCGUUUUGAUGCGUUUUUGACUGUUCACACUAAAACGUUAGAAAACGGUAGAACUGUACGUUGUGAUGUAAGUUGAACUCUCUGUGCAUGCUACAAACACACGAGCCUGUGAUAUGUUCGGUCAUCGUUUUCAUUUUUAUGCGCUUUCGACCCGUCCACACUUAUACAACCUGUUUGUGUUUUCAUUUUGAUCCACUUUCAAGAGCAUUUUUAAAAAGAUAGGUUUUAGAUGAAAACGCUCAGCAUAUUGGUGUGGAUGGAAGGCCUAAACGCGUUGAAAGGUAUGCGUUCUCAGGGUGCAAAGAAAGUCAGUUUUACAGUCUGUCAUUUGGGCAAGCUGUAGCUAGCAUGUACUAGCCCACAAGUCAUUUCAACUAGCCCCCAAACCCCUUUUGAUUAGCGGGAUUACAAUCCUUCUGUAAUUUGAAUUUCCCCCCCAAAAAAACACUUGCCCGUCGGGCAAGUUAAGAACAAAAAUCACUAGCCCGAUAGCAAAAUCCACUAGCCCCGGGCUAUCGGACACUAUUUUCUUUGCACGCUGGUUCUCUAAUGAAAACGCAUUAGUGUGGAUAGGGCCUAAAAAUCAUUGAUCUUGAUAUUUAUUAUUAUUCUUUUUUUCUGUAGGAAGGCUUGUCUCAGCAGUGUGCUGAAGCUAUGAUAGAAACGAUAAACAGAGCUACAGUUUGUGCAUAUCAUGCGGCAGCUACUCAGUACUGUGAAACAGAGGUACAGGCCAAGUGUGUGAAGUGGCUUGAAAGAAGACUGACUUCUGAGACUUCAGUUUCACUUCUUAAGGAGAUUAGGUGGGAUAUUACCUUGAGUAGGGUCAUCUCGCCAUUACAUGAUAACUCUAAAGACAGCUCGUCCCCAUCUUAAGACAGGUCGUCCCCAACUCGUCCCCAGGUCUUCUUGGUUAACGGUUCAAUAAUCUGCAAUUUUGCUGCACUUUUGACGUCAUCGGUUCAAUAUGGCAAAAUUCUUGCAAAUUUGUUCAACAGUAGGAUGAAUUAUGAAUUACACACGUGAUUUUAGCCAAUCAGAAACCAAAAAAAUAUAUUGAAUGAAUAAUAAUAUACAUGUGCCAAGGAUUGCGAUGUGGUCAUUCACAGAAAAAUGUUUUUGAGGCAUGAUUAACUAAUGGUUUAGUUCUAUUUUUUGUGAAUACUUGGGACUUACAUUAAGAUAUGUAUUUCUUGAUGGCGAGCUGGUUUGGUGGCGAGGUGAUCGGAUACUCCUGAGUACAUGUAUACAGGUUUCGCGUUACGACGUCCAGUCAAAAUGCUAAGUGCAUUUCUCUGUUUAUUUAGUCAUAACUUCCCUAAUCAUAGGCAGUUGACAGUACUAACUGUUUCAAGUGUCAAAAAACAGCGUAGGAAACGUUGGUCUGCUACACAGCUGUCUUCUUUGUGUCGUCCGCGUUGCGUGACGACACAAAGAACGGCUGUGUAGCCGACUAAGGAAACGCAGGCUAUCAAAAUUAAUAAUGGCAUGGUUGCGGUUUUUCCUCUGGAAAAAUCUAACUGUACAUUUGUCUGUUUCUUUCUUGGGAUGUGGAAACAUCAAAAUCUAAAGGAAGCGACUUUGGAAGCCCCCGGGAGGUUUUUUGCGAUUUUCUGACUUCCAAGAUAAAACAACCAAUCAGCAGAUUGCAAGGUUAUGAAAUUCCCGUGUGGUAAAAAAAAAAAAAAAAAAAAGAAAUAAAUCAAGCGAGAACCGCAAAAAAAAAAAAAUAGAAUUAGGCAUUCAAUUUUUUUUUUUUUUUUAAUUUAUUUUGUAAAAAUAAUUCUUUGAAAUUUUGUGUUAUUUUCAUUCAAUUUUUUUUUUAUAUACUUAAUGUGUGUUCUUUCUAAGCUCUUCCGGUCCGGAAGUGGAAAAAUAAAAAUAUAAAGGAAGCGACUUUGGGAGCCCCCGGGAGGUUUUUUGCGAUUUUCUGACUUCCAAAAUAAAACAACCAAACAGCAAAUUGCAAGGUUAUGAAAUUCCCGUGUGGUAAAAAAAAAAAAAAAAAAAAGCACUGCAUCCAGCGAGUACCGCUCAAGAAACAAACUUGAGUUUGGCCUUCAGUUUUUUCGUAUUUGUAAAUGUAUCAUGAAAAAAUAAUCCAUGGAAAAUCGUGCGUAACCUCAGCCAAUAAUUUUAAUGAUUACUGAAUAUCGUAAUCUUCCAACAUUUACUAUUUCUCAGUUUGAUUCUGAUGUUAGACCAUUGUUUAGGUUUGUAGCAAGCGACUGGCAUUGAAGCUUCUGACAUACUUUGGUUUGUUUAACAUAACGUUCGCCAGAGUAGUUUCCUCGUGAAGAAGGUCUUUCUCUACGUACAACAAAAAAUUCUUAGGAUAAACAUUCGGUGAGUUUUUUGACAAUUUGAGACACUGUUGCCUCUGAAGUUCAACUAAAGUCUAAUCGAUAGUAUGUCCCUCAAGAGUCUAGGGACCUAUCCACCUACCCCUCCCCUAACCAAACGUUAACACUAAAUUCUCACGUAGGGCAAAAUGUUGAGUCUAGGGAGUGGUACUUAGGUGGGUAGAUUCCCCAAGGCAUAUACUUAUUCACCAUUUCUUUCGUUAGGGAAAAAUAUGUCGAGGAGAACUUGCAUGCUCGUAUAAACCGGGCUCUACUUUACAUGUGAAUAGUACUUGUUUCUAUUUGUUUUGUAGUGUGGAGCUGAUGAGCGAAGUGGUCAAUUCUCAAGAAUUAUUUGUAAUGCAGAUUGAAGUAGAUGUAUAUAACUUACUGAAGGUCUGGGCAUAUCUACAUCUUCACCCCAACUGGGAGGGAAGCUGGAAAGAUGUACGCGCACAAAGCAAUACAUAUUUUGCAUCACGAGCAACUGAUAGCAGCAUGUGUUUUCUAGAGACUGAUGAGGGCAGAAAGUUUGUUCCUGCCUUCAGAGCGAUCAGGCUACAUCAUGUUGUAAAUGACAUACGUUCAAUCCAGCUCUUGGACACUGACAGAAUUAUUCCUCAAGGUACUCAACCUGUUUUUGCGGCUCAGUCUUUAUCUUUUGAGAGAAGCUUUUAAGUGUUAUACACAUGAGAGUUUGUAUCGACCAAAACGAAAAUUUUAAACGUUUACCAAGAGUGAACUGCAGUCGUUUCGCCCGAAAAACGAUUCGCCCGAAGGCGUUCCCUAGGACUUAAGUCGAUUCGCCCGAUGACAUACAACACCCUACAACAUGGUAAACUAACUUCUCCGAGAUGUAAUUUUAGUUAACCUGGGAUUCCACAUGUGCAGUCACUGUCUUUCCAUGCUUUGUCCUUUUUCUCAGGCUUAAAGAACGACAACAUCGGGCGAAUAGACUUAGUCUGGGCGAACUGCCAUCGGGCGAAACGACCCAAUAUCCAUGCCCCUACCCGCUCUGUCUGUGUAACUGUAGCUCUGGAGUUAGCCUUCGCUUUGCAAAUAUCGCACGUCGAACCAGUUGUCAAAAAAGAGACCAGAGUCUGGAUUCUUUUCUGUGUCUAAUACUCCUCUUUUGUACAGGGAACAAUCCUGGUGUUACAAUGCGGUUUCCUUGUGUGAACGAGUGUUGACUGUUUAAUCUCAUUUACCUUCAGAUUGGUUACAUCCAGUGUACAAAUCGCAGUGGGUUUGUAUGCUUUCUGUAUCCCAAAAUCGAGACUCAAGUCCAUCAAUUGACAAAUUUAGAACCAAUGCUCUCAGGUGUGGACGGAUACUAGAGAGGAACUCAUCGGUGAGUUUUUUCAUAAUUUCUUAGCAGUGAAGCGCUUGCACUUAAACGACAUUUUUGCCAACAGCUUGUAGAACAAGGGAAAUUGCAGAGUUGCUAAAUGCUACUAUUAAAGACAUUACCUGGAAGGGAUUUAGAGAAGUCAGUGAGCAUUUUAACCAAUUUUCCCGCCCUGAACCUCCCUUGUGGAUCCACGGCCCUUGAACUGCUUAUGUAGUCACCAUUUUUAUCGGUCGUAAAGAUAGAAAGUUGUUUUAAUACAAGUCGUUUCGAUGCGUACUCAACCAAUGAAAUUUUAGAAAAAUUUCGUUGACUAUGGGUAUAGUUCGCGCGUGAGCAAGAAAAAUAUUUGGGGUGAACAUUCUUCGUUCUUUAAGCCUAGUACGUGAAACUACUUACACAUCGACUGAAUAAACUUGUAUCGAAACGACUUGUGCAGGGGAGGGGGGGGGGGGGGGGAAGGGGGGAGGGAGAGGGGAGGGGAGACAGGGAAAGGAAAAAGUUGAAACUGCUGCGUAAAUUUUAAACCCGAAAACUAUUUCGAAUUUUUGUUUUUUUUUUUUCCCCGACUUUGGGGGCUGUUUUUUUGGUUUUUUGAAAAAAAAGCCAUGGACGGCCUCCCCGGGUAAAGGUUUUUUGGAUUUAACAUCCUUACUUCUUCAAAACGAGUAAAAAAAACUACGUACAAAAAGAGAAAAGAAACGUGGAGAGGGGGGGGGGGGGGGGGGGGGGGGGGGGGGGGGCGGAAGGGAGGAAGGAGAGUGGAGGGGAGACAGCGAAAGGUAAAAGUUGAGACUGCUGCGUCAAUUUUAAACCCGAAAACUAUCUCGAGAUUUUGCUUUCUGUUCAUGCCCGAACUUCGGAGCUGAUAUUUUGGAUCAUUGAAACAGAAGGCCAUGACGUGCUCCACGUGUAAACGUCUUUUUAGUCAGUUUUAGCUCUUUAUAGCCAUACAGUGACCAGAAAACGGCUCGACUAGCUUCAAAGAGGCGUAUUCGGUAAAAUUCCCAGUGGAGAGUGGGUUAACGCCGGAGAAUACAAAGCUGGACUGAAAUUAAUUUAGUGCACGACAGUGGAGGACAUAAAGCGUACAUGUUUCUCUAAUGAAGUGUUUUUUAUUUUGUUUUUACAGUAUUGCUGGCGUUGGACAGGGUUCUCUUAUGGCAUUGACGUCAUAGUUACGUACAGCCCGAGAAUGAGGCAACUUUUGCUUAGACGCAAUACUUAUACACACCCCGUUAGCGGGGCAGUAUGUCUUCAUCAACAGAAGAAUAUUAUCGUGCGCGUGGCUGCGGCAUCAUUUGACGCAAAGGGUUGCACCAGUUACUACACUUGCUCUGGGCUGUUAGAUUUGACACUUGACCCGGAUGAGGAAAAGGUGGUGCUGCAGCUCGAUCGGUCAGCAGUUUUUCCCCUAAGCGUUAGUGUACAUAUGGCUCAUGUUUCGUGCUCAGCUACGAGUAUUCAGUCUCGAGAUGAACACUAA